GCACGAGCCUAUUACGAUUUUGUUUACGUCACGGCAUUGUUGAGCUCGAGGAAGCGACUGACAAGUCCUCGAGCUGUCGAACUUCGACAAACAGUGCUUUUUCCUGAUUAUUUCAUUGUUUCUAAACGCGUGCCGUUAAGCCUGUUUUUCUCCGUGCACAUCUGUAGUAAAGUUUAAAGGGUCAGAAUUAGCUCGCCAGCUUUCUGACUGCAUUGAUUGAGUAGCUGUCAGCUCGCAGCGGUGAAGUGUGCACACUUAUCGUUCAGCAUCAAGAAACCCCUGCAGCCUUCCUAUCGAUCUGCAUCGAUCCGCUGAGGAUUCAUUGGUAGUGAGUGAUGGGGGCCCAGAGGAGUGAGGGACGCAGAGACUGGCUCCAGCAGGAUUUCAGCGAGCAGCAGGUGCAGACAGCGAAUCCCUGGAACAUCAUGAUCAAACACAGACAGGUUCAUCGCAGAGGACGACGCUCACAGAUGACAGUUAGUUACACAGAUCCUGUCAUUUCCAUGGAUCUUCUGCGAACUGUUCUGCAGCCCAGCUUUAACGAAGAUAUCCGUGCUGUGUUCAGAAAAUAUAUGAAGUUUUUUGAGAAAGCGGCCAGCAAUGUGAAAGAGAAUGUUGGAGGAGAUGUCCAGCCUGACCAGCUUAUCAGAGAUGCCUGCAGAAGCUGCCUGGAACAUAGUGAAUAUAAUUUCAGGGCUUUGGGAAUGGGCGGUACAAGAGGAAGAAUCUACAUCAAACAUGCAGAGCUCUUCAAGUAUGCCGCUGAUGCUCAGGACAAACACUGGCUUUCAGAAAGACAGCACAUGAGAGCUACCGGUGGAAAGAUGGCCUAUCUGCUUAUAGAAGAGGAUAUUCUUGGUCUUGCCCGAAGUGAAGACUACAAGGACUGCCCUGACUUGAAGCUGGAUGAAUUGAAACCAUUUCUAGUGCCCUUGUGGAUGGUGGAGAAAAUGCAGAAAGCAAUGGACGCACAGAAAACCGAAAAUGAACUUGUCAUGUAAUACCAACCUCGUCAGGCAAGUCAUUGGACCACGGACACUCUUGAGUGUUGCCCAUUUAACAUAACGAACUUUUUGUUGUUUAUUUUGUUUGUGCGAUGUUCACGGUAGACCCAGGCAUUAUGAUCAAGUUGCCAAGAAAUUGUUCUGUUGGAGGUUUACUUGCCAAAUCAUUUUAAUGUGCAAUUGUCUAAACUGGUCUAGAUCUCAUUUCUUUUUUUUCUAUCAUCAAAUGUGUGCUUUUUUUUUGUAUU
This is a messenger RNA of Sinocyclocheilus grahami, 1252 nucleotides long. Its product is annotated as deoxynucleotidyltransferase terminal-interacting protein 1-like. Bases 336 to 1001 code for a protein of 221 amino acids. The record is from RefSeq and is a predicted model, not a curated record. Gene Ontology annotation, molecular function: DNA binding; nucleosome binding. Gene Ontology annotation, cellular component: nucleus. Lineage: Eukaryota; Metazoa; Chordata; Actinopteri; Cypriniformes; Cyprinidae. The transcript has 8 exons.